CGAGUUCACCGGGGGAUGGCCUGUUAAUCGUCCUCUGUCUGCAGACUGCAGAUACUUGUUGCAGCAUCUCCAGGACCUCCUCGUCCAGCGAUGGACCGGGAGAGGAGGCCUUCCAGGCGAUUUGGCAGGCACCUGAAGGCCAUGAUCAAAAAGAACCUGCUUAUAAAAUGUCGCCAGAAAAAAUGCACGCUAGCGGAAAUACUUCUACCUGUCUAUGCUUUCGCAAUCCUUCUAUUCAUGGGACCAACAUUGCCGAACCCGCACUUCCAUAAAGAAACUGUACCAAGAGAAGACAUAAAAUGCCAUUCAUGUAUCCACGACCAUCACUUUCAAGACGAUACAAUUGCAGUGGCUCCAGACACAACCGAAAUCCAAGUUUUUCUGCAACUAUUGAACAAAAUACAUGAAAAUCUUCCCAACUCCCAAGACCGUGAUCAUCCCAUCAAUUUCGUCUAUUACAAUAGCAAAGAAAAAAUGAUCGAUGACUAUUGGAAGGAUCCACACUCCACAGGUUUGGCCAUUGUUUUUGAGAACAACCCAUACGACAUUGAUUUGAGGUAUGAGAUCAAAACUAAUCCAUCCUUUAUUGCUACUCCAGUUACUCAUCAAUUGUACGCUCCAGCCUCAGCUUGUAGACAACAUUACCAUCCAAAUGAUCCAAUGACCUAUAAAGAUCAAUCACACACCAUUCAAGCACAAGACGAAUGUCCUGCAAAAACUUAUGUGACGUCCGGUUUUCUAUCGAUUCAGCAGCUUAUUGAUCUAACUAAGAUGAAGAUGGAAUUGAAAAAUGAUUCGCUGUUUGAUUAUCCGAGGAUGUCGGUUGAACUGUUCCCGAAAGAAGAAUUCACUGCAAAGUGGAUAUUGGUAUACAAAAUUGUAUUUCCAUUCUACAUUUCAAUGGCUUUAACUCAAUUCAUCACUUAUCUACUCAUCCUGAUUGUUGGUGAAAAGGAAAAGAGAAUCAAAGAGGGCAUGAAGAUCAUGGGCGUCAAAGAUUCGGUGUAUUGGACUGCGUGGUUCAUCCCAUACGCUGCUAUUGUUCUACUGAUUUCAAUAAUCGCAACUAUAAUGCUCUACGCAGUUAGAUUGUUCCAGCACUCCGAUUGCUUCCUCGUCUUCCUGCUACUGGACCUAUAUGGCGUAACUAUUAUAUUGUUCGCCUUUCUACUUACUGCGUUCUUCGACAAAUCAAGAACUGCUGGAUUCUUCGGAAGUUUCGCAUCCAAUAUACCAAGCUUAUUGUACUUUAUACCAAGCUAUAUAGUGGGUGCAUCUGGGAAUUUGUAUUUCUGGGUAAUGUCACUCGUCAACUCAGCAGCAUUCGCACUUGCCAUGGAUAAGGCUCUUAUGCUGGAAUUGGAUGGUGUUGGAGUGCAAUUCCAUAAUCUUUGGGAGGGCGACGGUUUAACAUUUGGACAUAGCUUGUUGGCUUUGGCUAUUGACAUAAUGUUCUAUGCACUCCUUGCAUACUAUCUGGACAAUGUGAUACCAAGCAGCUAUGGUACAAAGCGAUCUUCAUUUUUCUUCUUGAAAUGGCAGUACUGGUUCCCAAGGUCAAGGGAAAAGAAGCAGGAUGGCGAUGAAAACGGAUUCGGAAUGACGUCUGAAGAACUGGAAAAUGAGGAUAUUGAACCCGUUCCCGAAACAAUGAGAGGAAAAUGUGCUAUCAGAAUAACUAAUCUUCAUAAGACCUUCUACAGUUGCAGAAAACAACAUAAUGCUAUCAAUUGUCUCAAUUUAACUAUCUAUGAAGGCCAAAUAACUGCUAUUCUGGGACAAAAUGGAGCUGGAAAAACAACUCUUUUCAAUAUUCUGACAGGCUUGACUAGCCCUACUAAAGGAACAGCUCAUAUCUUCGGAAUGGAUAUCAGGAAUGCUGAAAAUAUGGAAAACAUAAGGAGUAUGACUGGUGUAUGUCCUCAGCAUGAUAUACUCUUUGAUUUGUUGACACCUAGAGAGCAUCUUCACUUUUAUGCAACAAUCAGGAAUGUUCCUCAAUCAUUGAUUGACACCGAAGUUGAUAAAACGCUCACUGAGAUUGAUUUGUUGGACAGAUCUGAAUCAGCCGCAAAGGUUUUGAGUGGUGGACAACGUAGGAAACUAUCUGUUGGAAUUGCAGUUAUAGGAGAUCCUAAGAUUAUCAUUUUGGAUGAACCGACAGCUGCGGUUGACCCAUAUUCAAGAAGAAGGUUGUGGUCAUUGCUGCAGAGUAAGAAACAGGGAAAGGUCAUUCUACUAACGACUCAUUUUAUGGACGAGGCUGACAUCUUGGCUGAUCGUAAAGCAGUUAUAUCAAAGGGAAAACUGAGGUGCUGUGGCUCGUCUCUAUUUCUGAAAAGCAAAUUUGGAAUUGGAUAUCAUCUAACGCUGGUGUUGGAAGAUAAUACUGAAGAGGAGAUGUGCACAGAACUUGUGCUGAACCAUGUGCCAAGUGCCACUUUAGCGAGACAUCAUGGUAAAGAGUUGUCCUACGUUCUUCCUCACGAUUCUGUCCAUUGCUUCGCUCCUCUAUUUCUUGAGAUAGAAGAGAACGUCGGUAAUGAAGCUUCCAAUCUUCACAUUUCAAGCUAUGGUGUCUCAAUGACAACACUCGAAGAGGUGUUCAUACAGCUGGGAAAAGAUGAAGAAUACAAUUCAGACGACGACGACGACGACGAUAACCUAUCCAAAAAUAUGGUCAACGGUGCACAGAUUUCUCUGAGUGAUUCUGAUGAUGCUAAGAAGAGCCUUUCUCACUCUGAGUCAGUCGUGAGUGGAUCUGGGGUUUCUCUUGAUCACCUUGUGAAACCAAAAUCAGUGAACAGGAGCAAAAGUAGUCUGGUGAGUGAUGGAAAAUCUGAUGUGAUUGGAAUAAAUUUUGAAGCAUCAAAUAUAAGCCCAGACUACAAAAAGAUAUUCAUAGCACUUGUGAAACUGAGAGCCAAGAGACUCAUGAGAGACCCAUAUAGAUUAAUAUUGAUGCUUUUGGCUCCAAUAAUGUUCGCAAAUCUGGGCUUCUCAACUCUGGCCAUGCAAGGUUUUGUUUCAAAAGCAACUCCACUAAAACUCGAUUCAGAGACCUACACUGGGAUCAAUGGAAAGAUAGCUUUGCAUGGUGAAUCAGAUGCAUUAAAAGAUCUGCUGGAUGUGAAAACAGAAUAUUAUGAUGGCCAAUACCCCACACUACUGGAUGUAGCUCCUCAUAUGGCUGCACUCGACAUAUUCUCAUGUUGUGAUUUAAAAGAUGCUGAAUAUACUGUACUUUACAACGAUACUACGCAGCACUCUCUUCCUAUCAUUGUCAACAUCAUGAAUAAUGCUCUCUAUAAGAAAAUUCUAGGAGAAAAGAGGAAAGGAAAAAUAGAAGUAAAAUCUCAUCCUUUUCCAACAGAGAUACGUGACCUAGAUUCCAGCCCAAUCAUGGUUCUAGCAUCGAUGUCACUGGGAGCAGUCAUUUUACUGAUGCCAGUAUCGUUAUGCAUUGACGUUGUUCAUGAUCGAGAGACGAAAGCUAGGAACCAGUUGAGAGUUAGCGGGUUGUCAUUCUUCUUCUACUAUUUUACAUAUUUCUGGUUUUUCGGUUGCAUCAUGAGCUUUGUGACUGCCAUAGUUCUUGGAACUGCGUUCUUCUACAAUGUACCAUCCAUCAAUGGGUAUCCAUCAAUGUUCAUGUUGAUAUUACUGAUCGGUUUCUACACUCCAGCUGCAUUACUAUUCGUGGCAUGUGUAACUUACAUCUUUGAAAAAGCUGACACUGCGCAUUCAUUCAUGUACAAUAUGUUCUUCAUUCUUGCUUCAAGUAUUUCAAUUGAACAAUAUUUUUCAGGUUCAAGCUUGGUGUUUCAACUCCACACGCUGUUCUCAUUCAUAAGCACAACUUACCUUCCAUUCUCAAUUAUUUACUAUGUGAACAAGGUGUACAGAAUGUGUCAUGCUGACGUGUCAUGCACGGAAUUGACCAUAUACAGCUACAUGGACUAUGAGAUUUUGAUGAUGUUUGUUGGAAUUGUGACACAGAUAGUAGGUUGGUGCUAUGUGCUGUUUGUUUUGGAUCUGAGAGAGGGUGGCAACCAAAAUCAAUCGUUUUGUCCUCAACUUGCUGAGGCUGAGGAUCCAAUCGAGCAGAGCUAUGCAACCGACUCAUCAUCAUCUCAGUAUGACAUGGAUGGAGACGAUGACGUGAGAAUCGAGGAGGAUAGGGUGGCCAGAGGUGUGACGAGUCCUGGUCAAGAAUCUCCAGUCAUCAUGGUGCAGAAUCUACGCAAAGAAUACUUGGAAACACUAUACUGUUCAUCCGGAGAAGAUGCAGUUGUCACUGUUGCCGUAGGAAAUCUAUCAGUUGCUGUGGAAUCUGGAGAAGUAUUGGGAUUACUAGGUCACAAUGGAGCUGGGAAAACAACUACACUGAAAAUUAUUACUUCUGAGGAAUCUGCAACUAGGGGAAAGGUUGAAGUGAAAGGAAUGAAUACCAAUUUGAAUAGUCGAAAGGUUUUCAAGCAUAUUGGGUACUGUCCUCAAAAAGACACACAGUGGAACAAUGUGACUGUAAGAGAGCAUCUGGAACUAUAUGCUACCAUUCGUGGUGUCCCAGAGAAAGAAAUACCGAUGCUCGUGGAUUCGUACUUGAAAGGACUCAAAAUGAAAUCGCAUGCUGACAAAGAGAGUCAAUAUUGCUCUGGAGGGACUAGGCGCAAGUUGAGCUUCGCUAUUGCAAUGAUUGGCGACCCAAGUGUUAUCCUGCUUGACGAACCAAGUACAGGGAUGGAUCCUAGCUCGAAGAGGUUCCUGUGGGACUCAAUUCUAGCCAGCUUCAAAGGCAAAAAAGGCGCUAUCUUGUCAACACAUUUGAUGGAUGAAGCUGAUGCUCUAUGCUCAAGAGUUGGCAUAAUGAUGUAUGGAAACUUGAAGUGUAUUGGUUCUAUCCAGCAUUUGAAGAACUUGUAUGGUGCCGGUUACUCACUGGAAGUGAAACUGAAGAAUGCUAAGAACAUAACAGCCACGGUUGCUGAGCGGCAUGAUUUGCUGAAAAUUUUUGUAUUUGAUCUAUUCUCACAAGCUAAUCUUGAGGAAUGCUUCGAAGAGAGGUUGAUAUUCAGAAUCCCUCAAGCAGGAGUCGCAUCUUUGGCUGAGAGCUUCAGACAACUGGAGCAAGCAAAAAUCGAACUGGAUAUCGAGGAGUAUAGUUUCAGUCAGACAACUUUGGAACAAGUAUUUCUACGUUUCUCCCAUUCCAGUAAUUCAAAAAAUCAAUUUGUGUCCAUAAAUCCAUAGAUGGGAUACCAGUCUAUUGUAAUGAAUUCACUUGCAACUCAAACUACUAUUUAACCUCAUUAUGAUGUAAGUCUGUUAUGCGGAGCUAAAAGUUGUGUCAAAAAUUUAUAGAUGAAAUAUUUCAGUCUAUUUAUUGAAUUAAUCAUAGAUUUAAUCAUCAAUCAUAUUCUUCAUUGAAGAAUCUAUUCAUUAGUAUGUAAGGUGUAUGGUGUUUGCCAUAAAUAUGAUAAUAAUUGUGGCCUAAGAAUGAUAGAUACUCUAAGAUAAUAGGAAAUCCGUACAAUCUGUCCCUGUGGAUCUCAAACCAGCCAAGAAAUUUAGUUUUUGUAGACAAUAGUUAUAAAGAAUUUAUUUUUCAAGAUGAAUGUUAAUAUAUUGAGACAUUUCUGGUUAAGAUAUGUUCUAAAGGAGGUUGUCUAUUCAAGUUUAUAUUUAAUGUAUUGGAGAUUUAUUUUUCCAAUGCACUCAUAUAGAAUUAUUUUUGUAAUUUUGUUCAAUGGUGUUGAGCACAAAGCAUCGAGCACUAUUGGGCAUUCAAAGAGAUACAUAUUUCACGUGCUACAGGGUACCAAUUAUAGCAGAACGUAGAUGGAUGAACUAUAUUAUUCUUAUAUGAACCGUAUCUAUUAUACUCUAGAGAUUUCAUUAUUAAGGAAACGAAGGAAGGGGUCCUCUGUUGACCUCCUAACAUUCACUUCCUUUGGAAAUAAGUCAGUAUCAAUAAGUGUCACUUUGCAAACCCUAUUACAAAUGAGCUCAAAUUUUUGACACCUGGAGUAUGAUCUGCUAUUUUCGAGCAAUUCCCUGAUUUGUUACAUUGAAAUAUUAUAAUAUUUGAACUAUUAUCCAAUAUAAUAUUGUGGAGGAAUAAAUAAAUACUUAUUAGUAACCAAAUGUAUUUCUUGGAGAAUUUGAGAUGAAUUAUUCAAUUUAAGGAGUAAAACUCAGAAAAGUCUGAAGUAGCAUUUCUAUAAUAUAGCCUUCUAUAGAAACUUAAAAUCAAAUUGAAAAAGGUGUAAGUUAGGGAAGAACUGGAAAUUCACUGAUACUUAAUGUUUAUUAAUACAUUAUUGAUAAUAUCAUGAAAAUAAAUAUAAAUUAAAUAAUUAUCUAUUGAAUUAUCUUAAAUUAAAGAAUAUUUUUUGGAAUAAAAAUAAUAAUAAUAAUAAAAAUACUAUAAAUUUAUUAUUAUUUUAUUAGAAAGCAAAUAUUUUUGAGCAAAAGAAAAAUUUCUAAGGAAGAGUAAAAUCCACUAAUUCUUAAUCUAUAGGAAAAAGAAUAAUUAACACUUAAGUGUCACUUUGCAAACCCUAUUACAAAUGAGCUCAAAUUAAAAUCUUAUAAACCUAUUUUUUCCAACUAAAAAUGAUA
This is a messenger RNA of Nilaparvata lugens (brown planthopper), 6624 nucleotides long. Its product is annotated as ATP-binding cassette sub-family A member 2. Gene Ontology annotation, molecular function: ATP binding; lipid carrier activity; ATP hydrolysis activity. The transcript has 32 exons. Gene Ontology annotation, biological process: lipid transport; transmembrane transport. Gene Ontology annotation, cellular component: membrane; intracellular membrane-bounded organelle. The record is from RefSeq and is a predicted model, not a curated record. NCBI's taxonomy places the organism in Eukaryota, Metazoa, Arthropoda, Insecta, Hemiptera, Delphacidae. Bases 91 to 5253 code for a protein of 1720 amino acids.